AUGGAGAGUGGUAGGAUUCUGCCGAGCGGUUUCAAAAUCUUCUGCUCCAUUCCAGAUGUGCUCUUCCUGCCUGAACUGGUGUGUGGAGGUGCAGUGUGGAUUUUGAUAGCUUGUGCAAAUGUCGAUCCCGCCGAGCCACUGGCCUACGUCAUUUUCAUCUCAAUCCUUUGUUUCAUUCUUUCGAUCAUCUGGAUGACGGCCUUUAUCUGUGGGCUUCAUCGCAACCAUGAGACUUGGGUUGCUGCGGACGUACUGUAUCACGGGGCCGCUGCUCUGCUGUAUAUGAGUGCUCUAUCCCUGCUCGCCUACAUAGUCACUGUUCUCAGACAGAUUGAGCAGCUGGACGUAAAGAUCUACAGACUGGACGUUGCUGCAGUGGUGCUUUGCACUGCCACCACAAUACUGUACAUCAUUCACACCCUGUUCUCAGCCAUUCGGUGGAAGUCUACAUAA
Trichomycterus rosablanca is the source of this 453-nucleotide messenger RNA. RefSeq names its product myelin and lymphocyte protein-like. Gene Ontology annotation, biological process: myelination. The record is from RefSeq and is a predicted model, not a curated record. The transcript is spliced from 4 exons. Bases 1 to 453 code for a protein of 150 amino acids. Gene Ontology annotation, cellular component: membrane. Lineage: Eukaryota; Metazoa; Chordata; Actinopteri; Siluriformes; Trichomycteridae. Gene Ontology annotation, molecular function: structural constituent of myelin sheath.